Neltuma alba is the source of this 1438-nucleotide messenger RNA. Its product is annotated as ribonuclease 2. Gene Ontology annotation, cellular component: extracellular region. Lineage: Eukaryota; Viridiplantae; Streptophyta; Magnoliopsida; Fabales; Fabaceae. Gene Ontology annotation, molecular function: RNA binding; ribonuclease T2 activity. The record is from RefSeq and is a predicted model, not a curated record. The coding region runs from base 108 to 938 and encodes 276 amino acids. Gene Ontology annotation, biological process: RNA catabolic process. The transcript is spliced from 9 exons.
ACCCAUACCGAAAGAUCCGUCUAGUUUGAUCUUUCAUAAACGAACACGCAUCGUACCUAACUGUCUUGUUUAUUGCAACUACCUUGCAGAUUUUGAAGCUCCUAACAAUGGCUUCUUUCUCUGGUCAAAGUCAAACCCGCAUUAUCGCUCUUCCAUGGCUAUUGCUCGCAAUCAUUGGGGGUUCAUUAUGUGCGAGAAAGGAGGUGAAUGGAAGCAUCGAAGAAGCGAAUCAAAGAGAGUUUGAUUACUUCGCGUUGGCUCUGCAAUGGCCUGCCACCUACUGCCGCCGCACUCGCCAUUGUUGCUCCUCCAAUGCUUGCUGCAGAGGCUCUAAUGCUCCAACAGAAUUUACCAUUCAUGGACUCUGGCCUGAUUAUAAUGAUGGAAGUUGGCCAUCCUGUUGCUCCCGAACUAGUUUUGACGAAAAGGAGAUAUCAACAUUGACCAAUGCUUUAGAGCAAUAUUGGCCAUCAUUAAGUUGUGGCUCACCAUCAACAUGUCAUGGUACAAGAGGGUCAUUUUGGGCUCACGAGUGGGAGACGCAUGGCACAUGCUCAUUUCCUGUGAUUCGAGAUGAAUACAAUUAUUUCUUGACAGCACUGAAUGUCUAUUUCAAAUACAAUGUGACUAGAGUUCUAAAUGAAGCUGGGUAUGUUCCUUCUAAUAGAGAAAAAUACCCCCUUGGAGGCAUUGUCUCUGCCAUUGAGAAUGCCUUCCAUACAACUCCUCAAGUAGUUUGCUCACAUGGUGCAGUGGAGGAAAUUCGUCUAUGCUUCUAUAAAGACUUCAAGCCACGAGAUUGUGGAGUUGCAUCUGACAUUAAAAUUGACAUGGUUACUUCAAGAUCGUCAUGUCCCAAAUACGUCAGCCUGCCAGUGCAUGUAUCAUCUGAGAGGGGUGGAUCUCAAGGUUGGUUUCCUUAUAAUGAAGCUCUAUAAGGCUCUGGUAGGACACCUCUGUCUAUAACUUUAAACAUUCAUCAGUUGGUGAGAUGCUGUACUAUAUGUUAUAAUUUGGAGGGACAAGAAUAAAGUUAUGGACAAUCUAAACUUGGCUUGUGAAUUGAAGGGUAGGUAUGGCCUUGAGCAUUGUGUUGUGCUCCAGGUCAAUCCUGCAUUGAAAUGGGAUUCAUGCAUGAUUUGGCAUUAUUCUAGGAUAAGAUUACAUUUUAAGGACCUAAACUUGGCAAAAAUUAUGUUAAAAUCUUGAAGUUGUAAUUACUAUUUGCUCUCGAUGAUCAAAAGUUACUAUCUUCUUUUAAGAAAUUACUAUGAAAAUUUAGGAAAGUCACUGUUAAAUUUUAGAGAAAUUAUUAUUGAUUCCUUGAAUUUGUAAUUUUCCUAGAUCUUUAUGGUAACUUUCACAAAACAUUGAUCUCUAAGAUGAAAUGUAACCUUUGAUCUUUGAGGGUAACUAUAAUAUAUUAAUGUAAUAUUUU